CGGCGCGCCACCCCCGCGCGCGCCCGGCCGGCGGCGCGGCCGCCCCGUGCGCGCCCGGCGGCCUCGUCGCGAGCCCGGGGCCGUUCUAUGGGCGUCGGCGAGGACUGCGCGACCCUGGCCUGCCAUGGCGCGGCCGUGUCCAUGGUCGCGGCGUCCCUGCUCUGCGUCCUGGACCUCGCCUUUUCGGCCUCCCUCCUGCAGAGCACUGCCGAGAGCGUCCUCCUGUUACUGGGCGGCUUCCUGUGCCUGCAGGGCGAGACGCGCCUCUUCCACAGCCACCACGAGGUGAUCCGGGAGAACUGCGGGUUUGCCCUCAAGCCACUAGGGCGAGGCGCCGCCUAUCUUAUAAGUGGGCUCUACUGCGUCGGCGCGCGCUCCGCGUUCCUGGCGGAGUCGAGCUCGGACGGCACGGGGCAUUCGCCUACCUUCGGCCUGCUGUGGUACAUUUGCUGCCUCCUGAUGCUGUGCGGUGGCGGGGCCUCCCUGUGGACCUGGCGCUCCGAGCGGCGCUCUUCGGCGCUCGGCGCCGGCCUCUCCGACGCCCACGACAACUACUACAUCUCCUCUUGACCCCAGGCGUCGCACUGACCACCGCAGCCCUGGUCUGUGAGGGACGGGUCCAGCCGAAGCGUCGGCCUGAUCCGUGUACAUACGGAGCGUCAGUGCUCCAGCCUUGCUGCCUCCGCCUCUCGGUCCCUGCGUUUCUCCCCGGCUCCGCCCUGAGCACCCCCGUGUCCCGACAGCCCUGCCUAUGCCAAGUCGGCGCCAUUAGCAGGGCUGCUGCAGACCUAGCGUUCCCAGCAGUGCACAUGGCCUUCUGGUGUUGUCGGCAGGAAAGCGUUCUCGAGCAGGCUCUGCUGCGUUUGAGAGCACAGUCCACCAGUAGUAUAAGGAUGCGCGAUGAGGAUGCAAGGGCCUUGGAAGACCAUGCCGACACUUUCGAGCGGGGCGCGGCCAGCGAAAAGAGCCA
This is a messenger RNA of Prorocentrum cordatum, 970 nucleotides long. NCBI's taxonomy places the organism in Eukaryota, Dinophyceae, Prorocentrales, Prorocentraceae. The record is from the annotation of a GenBank genome assembly.